This is a messenger RNA of Arachis ipaensis, 1331 nucleotides long. It is a transcript of the gene FIE, whose product is annotated as Transducin/WD40 repeat-like superfamily protein. Gene Ontology annotation, molecular function: protein binding. NCBI's taxonomy places the organism in Eukaryota, Viridiplantae, Streptophyta, Magnoliopsida, Fabales, Fabaceae. The record is from RefSeq and is a predicted model, not a curated record.
AUGCAGCAAAGUGAAAUAAAGAUUAAAGAUAAGGCUCUUUUGGCUUUUAUAUCUGAGCCAGUGGUGGGUUCACUAACUCCAUCGAAGAAGAGAGAUUACAGAGUCACCAACCGCCUCCAAGAGGGUAAACGCCCUCUAUACGCCGUCGUUUUCAACUUCAUCGAUUCCCGCUACCUCAACGUUUUUGCCACUGUUGGCGGCAAUAGGAUUACGGUUUAUCAGUGUCUUGAAGGAGGAGUUAUUGCUGUUUUGCAAUCUUAUGUUGAUGAGGAUAAGGAUGAAUCCUUUUACACAGUGAGCUGGGCAAGCAAUGUUGAUGGUGCCCCAUUUCUGGUGGCUGGAGGAAUCAAUGGCGUAAUCCGAGUCAUAGAUACUGGUUCUGAGAGGAUAUACAAGAGCUUUGUUGGGCAUGGAGACUCCAUAAACGAAAUCAGGACCCAAGCAUUGAAGUCAUCGCUUGUGAUCUCUGCAAGCAAAGAUGAAUCUGUCCGGUUAUGGAAUGUUCAUACUGGAAUAUGCAUUCUGAUAUUUGCCGGGGCUGGAGGGCAUCGUAAUGAAGUUUUGAGUGUUGACUUUCAUCCAUCAGAUAUAUACAAAAUUGCUAGCUGUGGCAUGGAUAAUACUGUAAAGAUAUGGUCGAUGAAGGAGUUCUGGACCUACGUGGAAAAGUCAUUCACAUGGACAGAUCUUCCAUCUAAGUUUCCCACAAAAUAUGUGCAGUUUCCUGUAUUCAACGCUUCAGUUCAUUCAAAUUAUGUCGACUGUAAUAGGUGGCUGGGUGAUUUUAUCCUUUCAAAGAGUGUUGACAAUGAAAUUGUCUUGUGGGAGCCUAAAGUGAAGGAACAAACUCCAGGAGAGGGUGUAGUUGACAUUCUCCAGAAAUACCCUGUUCCUGAGUGUGAUAUCUGGUUCAUCAAGUUUUCUUGUGAUUUCCAUUACAAUCAAGCUGCAAUAGGUAACAGGGAAGGGAAGAUUUUUGUUUGGGAAUUGCAGUCAAGUCCGCCGGUUCUUAUCGCAAGGUUGUCGCAUCCUCAAUCGAAAUCUCCAAUCCGGCAAACUGCCGUGUCUUUUGAUGGAAGUAUUAUUUUGAGUUGCUGUGAGGACGGCACAAUAUGGCGCUGGGACGAUGUUACAAACGUGCCACCAGCUUAGCUUAGCCUCCAUGACUGGUUUGGCCAGUCGUCGGAAAAUAAUUAUUAUUUUGCAAGGUUUUGAAAACCGGAUCGGUCAUCAAAGCGUUGUAGUCACUGGUUCACUGGUCUAACCGGUCUAACCAGUGGUUCAACCGAGAAAAUCGUUUUAGAAUAAAAUAAUAAAUAAAUAAAUAAACA